AUGGAUUUUCAGAACCGUGUCGGUCACAAGACCGGAUCCGGCUAUGCAUCAUGGGACGAUGCCAACCGCAUGCGCAAGGAGCGCCUCAUGGCCUUGGCCAUGGAAACCAUCGAUCUCGCCAAGGACCCCUACUUUAUGCGUAACCACAUUGGCAAGUAUGAGUGCAAGCUUUGCUUGACCCUUCACAACAACGAGGGCAGCUACCUCGCGCACACUCAGGGCAAGAAGCAUCAGGAAAACUUGCGCAAGCGUGCUGCCAAGGACGCCACAGACGCCCCUGCUCUGCCCGCAGAGGUUGAUUAUCCAGAGAUUGCAGAGGGUGUGACGCCCCGCCACCGCUUCAUGUCGGCCUAUGAGCAACGUCGCGAAGCGCCAGACCGCAAUUACCAAUUUCUGCUCUUUGCCGCCGAGCCCUACGAGACGAUUGCCUUCAAGGCAGACGAUUCGGACGACGACAGCGAUUAA
Molecule: messenger RNA, 465 nt
Organism: Monosiga brevicollis MX1
Lineage: Eukaryota; Choanoflagellata; Craspedida; Salpingoecidae
Exons: 5
Coding region: 1-465 (154 amino acids)
Biological process (GO): spliceosomal complex assembly
Cellular component (GO): catalytic step 2 spliceosome; U2 snRNP; nucleus
Molecular function (GO): zinc ion binding; nucleic acid binding
Source: RefSeq, a predicted model, not a curated record